This is a messenger RNA of Hibiscus syriacus, 1745 nucleotides long. Its product is annotated as protein REDUCED WALL ACETYLATION 3-like. Gene Ontology annotation, molecular function: acetyltransferase activity. NCBI's taxonomy places the organism in Eukaryota, Viridiplantae, Streptophyta, Magnoliopsida, Malvales, Malvaceae. The transcript has 16 exons. Gene Ontology annotation, biological process: xyloglucan metabolic process; xylan biosynthetic process; plant-type secondary cell wall biogenesis. The coding region runs from base 82 to 1713 and encodes 543 amino acids. The record is from RefSeq and is a predicted model, not a curated record. Gene Ontology annotation, cellular component: Golgi apparatus.
CGUCGUCGUUUUUUACGGAUAUUUUAUGAUUUCCUUUUUAUUUUACACUUGAAGAAGGUUAUUGUUUGAUCCGGAGAAGAAAUGGUGGUUUCUGGACCAAUUACGCCUGGACAGGUGUCUUUUCUUUUAGGAGUUAUUCCUGUUUUCAUUGCAUGGAUAUAUUCAGAGUUCUUAGAGUACAAGAAAUCUGCAUCUCAUUCUAAAGUCCAUUCAGACAAUAAUCUGACUGAAUUAGGAUAUGAGACAGUUAAAGAUGAUGAUCGGGUUCUUUUGCUUGAAGGAGGUCUCACUAGAUCAGUAUCUGCUAAAGUCCAUAGUUCAACCAUCAAAACGAACUUGAUUAGGUUUUUGACUAUGGAAGACUCUUUUCUGCUUGAAAAUCGAGCAAUUUUGAGAGCAAUGGCUGAAUUUGGUGCUAUCCUAGUGUAUUUCUAUAUAUGUGACCGAACAAAUUUACUAGGAGAAUCUACCAAGAAGUACAACCGUGACCUUUUCCUCUUCCUCUAUGCAAUUCUCAUCGUAGUUUCAGCAAUGACUUCUUUGACGAAACAUAAUGAUAAAUCAGCCUUCUCUGGAAAGGCCAUGCAUUACCUUAGUAGGCAUCAGACUGAAGAAUGGAAAGGAUGGAUGCAGGUCCUAUUUCUCAUGUACCAUUACUUUGCUGCAAUGGAGAUAUAUAAUGCUAUUCGCAUCUUCAUUGCUGCAUAUGUUUGGAUGACUGGAUUUGGCAACUUCUCAUACUAUUAUAUUAGAAAGGAUUUCAGUUUGGCUCGUUUUGCCCAGAUGAUGUGGCGACUAAACUUCUUUGUGGCGUUUUGCUGCAUUGUUCUCAACAAUGACUAUAUGCUUUACUACAUCUGCCCAAUGCACACGCUUUUCACCCUGAUGGUGUAUGGAGCUCUUGGGAUUUUUAACAAGUAUAAUGAGAAUCCUUCAGUGAUGGCCAUGAAAAUUCUUGCAUGCUUUCUCACGGUUAUCUUUAUUUGGGAAGUUCCCGGAUUUUUUGACAUAUUCUGGAGUCCAUUGGCUUUCCUUUUAGGUUAUACAGAUCCUGCAAAACCCAAUCUCCCUCGGUUGCACGAGUGGCAUUUUAGAUCUGGUCUUGACCGCUAUAUAUGGAUAAUCGGAAUGAUAUAUGCCUACUAUCAUCCUAAUGUCGAGAAAUGGAUGGAAAAGUUGGAGGAAUGUGAACCCAAGAGAAAAUCCUCAAUCAAAGCAAGCAUUACCGCAAUUUCUUUAUUCGUUGGCUAUAUGUGGUACGAAUAUAUCUACAAGCUGGACAAGGUUACAUACAACAAAUACCAUCCCUACACAUCUUGGAUUCCCAUAACCGUCUACAUUUGCUUGCGGAAUUGUACUCAGCAGCUUAGGAGUUACUCUUUGACUCUCUUUGCGUGGCUCGGCAAGAUAACUCUCGAGACUUACAUUUCCCAGUUUCAUAUCUGGUUGAGAUCAGACAUGCCUAACGGACAACCCAAAUGGCUUCUUUCAUUUAUCCCGGAAUAUCCACUGCUCAACUUCAUGCUCACAACUGCCAUCUAUGUCUUGGUAUCUCAUCGAUUAUUCGAAUUAACAAAUACAUUUAAGUCUGCUUUCAUACCCACGAAAGACAACCGACGACUACUACAUAAUUUCAUAGCUGGAGUAGCCAUUUCCCUGUGUUUGUACUGCACCUCACUCGUUAUCCUUCAGAUUCCUCAUUCAACUGCCUGAGAAAGCACGAUACAUCGAGUUAAUAUGGAACA